CACUCUAUCGGCAAAGUUGCGCACUAGCUACAGCACCACCACCGGCAGCAGUUCGGCUCUUGUUUUUUCCCGUCGAUUUAUCCAGACACUCGUGACGAUCCAGACUGGACGUAAACGUGCAUUGUUUUGCGGCGUAUGGAUGCUGGCCUGGUCGACUGCACUGCCUAAACUGAUGUGAAAAAUUGACAAUUAGAAACGAAAUUACUUAGCUCGAAAAGUGUGACGUCCAGAUAUUCAAACAGAUGGAUAGACAACACUACCUUUUGAAAUACUCAAUAAGCAGCAGAAAACGCAAGCCAGUGCUAAAGCAGUUGUAAGAAUGCUAAAUAGAGAAACAAUGUAACGACUUGAUGGUGGACUAGUUCCGAAAAAUGGGCAGUUUACCAAACUUGCACGAGUUGGGAAAAAAUGAAGAUACUGGAGAAUCAAGUGGUUAUAAACCAGGUCCGGCACUUGGACAUUUGUGCGGUGGGUGCAAUACAUCCCUAUCUGGCGAAGAACGGUCUAAAAUACUGCACCGAUACUCAGAACACACCAAAAUUACUAAAGUUAGAAGUAAUCCACAUGAUUCUUAUAAGGUAGUCCAAGAUGAUCUCAUGAUGGAGCAUAUGGCCGCAUAUUCGCCCAUAUCAGCACGAUCUCGUUUUAAUAUUAAUAUGCAGAGCGGCCCAAUGAGGAGAAUCGACUCGAUGGCUAGCUCCAUUGGAGCCACUUCUGUACGGAGGCUUCUGGCAGUUGUUCGAGGUGGUCCCCAUAGUAAUUCCGGAGGUCGCACAUCUGGAAUCGUGUAUAGUAGAAAGGCUCUGUUAGCUAAUUUAUUUAUUAUGUGCAUAUGCCAUCUGCUGUCCACUGCAGCUUUUUUACCAUUCCUUGCACUCCAAAGUAGUGUAUCAGUGUGGGUACAAUCUCUAACCAAUGUCGGUUUUCAGUUUAAUACAGGGUCUCUACUAAGUUCUGAAACUUUUUUGGUAGCAGCACUGUUUUCGUUGCUAGCUCCAUGUGUUGUAAGGAUGAUUGGAUUUACCAUUGUAUGUGCACUUUGUUAUGCUGGUAUGGUAGGUUUCUUUGUUGCACAUCUUUAUCCUGUGCUGUAUACGACAAUACCAAUAAGCUUUGUGCUGGGAAUCAUUUUUGGAUUAUUGUCGAGUGCUCAUAUUUCGUUUCUCAUGAUUUUGUCCCAGAAAAUAACUGGACUGUUUCACGAAGAGGAUGAUGAUGGAAGGUUUGCAAGAAGAACCUGUGUUAUUAGAAGAGUGGCAAGGGCAUUUCAGGGUGCAAAUGAUUUUGGUCUUAUACUAGGAUCAGUAAUGUCAUUCCUAGUUAUACAUUUUACAAUAAAUCUGGGUUUUCAUGUUCCUACAAUAGAAUCGGAAAAUGGUACAAUAAUUACAAACGACUGCAUAGUCAAUGGAACUGAUACACCCCUCUCUUGUUUCAAUCAAAGUCAAACAAUCAUAGUCUCUUCUUCGAGCCCUUAUGACUACAAUUCUUUCCUAGAUGACAUAUUUGAUAAAAGCGAAGAUGGCAGGCUCUGUGGAGCUCAGGCCUGUCCUAUUUUUCUCCUGGGUAACUCAUCUUUACAAUCAGGUUUUAGAGUACUGCCGAUUAACUCCGCCGAAGUGCUGGUAGCAACUUUCGCUGGCGCCUGCGGGAUAGCUUUUUUACUUGCUGCCUUUGGAUUGGACAAAAUCAAAAUUUUGACAUACCAAGAUCCUCUAGAACGAGGAGUUGGAAUGGCUUCCCUGAGAGCAGUUAGAGAAAGUUUUAGAGAUCCAAGACUGCAAAUGGCAGCGCCGUUAGCUGUCUUUAUUGGCCUCGAGCAAGCCUUUAUAUACUCAGACUUUAGCAAGUCUUACGUUGUUUGUACUCUAGGAAUACAUCGUCUAAAUUUAGUAUUUUUAGCUAUGGGAUUGCUGCAAUCAAUUGCAGCGUGCACACUAAGCAUGCUUCUUAGAUCAAUACGAAGGUACUAUGUUGUAGCCGUUGGUUUUGCAUUUCAAACAUGCCUUAUUAUGGUACUACUAUUAUGGAAACCCAUUGAAGAUGAUCCAGCACUUUUCUAUGUUAUAUCAGCUGCAUGGGGUGUUUGUAACGCUAUUUGGGAAAUGAUUAGUUUCACUUUACUUACUGGUCAGUAUGCGGACAAUUGGGAAGCAGCAUUCGCCAACAGAACAUUUUUUAAAUUUAUAGGGCUCUCUGUUGCGUUUGUGUUCCACAGUUUUUUAUGCAAUUACAUGAAAUUGUAUUUACUGGCCAUUGUCAUGAUUAUAUCGGUAAUACCAUUUGCCCUGCUGGAAUAUCGAUUAGAACACAUCAGAAAAAUUAAAAACAUUUCGCGAUUAUGACUAAAAUUGACGCUAUUUUGAUCCGUUAGAAGGUAUCUUUUGACGUAUACAUAUCAUAUUUUCCGUACUUUUCAUUACAAAAAAGCGAAUUGGGUAAUCGAUGUAACGUU
Messenger RNA from Sitophilus oryzae (rice weevil), 2455 nucleotides. Its product is annotated as UNC93-like protein. Bases 372 to 2345 code for a protein of 657 amino acids. The record is from RefSeq and is a predicted model, not a curated record. Gene Ontology annotation, biological process: regulation of potassium ion transport; regulation of muscle contraction. Gene Ontology annotation, molecular function: potassium channel regulator activity. Gene Ontology annotation, cellular component: plasma membrane; striated muscle dense body. The transcript is spliced from 12 exons. Lineage: Eukaryota; Metazoa; Arthropoda; Insecta; Coleoptera; Curculionidae.